GCUCAAUGUGAAGCAAGGUCUCGGCGGCCCCAGCAGCGGGCCUGCCUGUUCUCAGUUCUCGGAAUCGGGUUUUCGUCAAAGAGAAUCGCAUCUACAAAUUACGGCGCAGCCCAGGCCGUCUGGUUCCGUCGAGAAAUGCUGCGAUAACGCGACAACCUCGCCGCCUUUUCAAGAAACACCACCGCCACCAUCAUGCCCUUUGUCGCCAACACGCCCGAAUCCUUCAUCGGCCGCUCCGACUCCCUCAACCCAAACGCGACAUGUCGAGGCAUCACCUCCAACGGUCGGGCCUGUCGCCGCCCGAUUACUGCUGCGGAAUCAGCUUCCCCCAAAUCCAAGCGACGACCGUUGACUCCCGACCCGAGCGACGAGAACCUGUACUGCUGGCAGCACAAGGAACAGGCGAGCCUCUCUGCGCAUUCUAGCCCCGGGCCGAGAGGAACAGCGACGCCCAAUUUAGAAGGCCGCACGAGCAUCGAUACGCUGGCGGAUCGCCUCGGACUGGUGGACCUACAGGACAAGCCCAAGAGGAAGACCGGCCAGGCGAGGCCGGCAAAUGGAAGCGCUGGAGGAGGAUACAAGCCAGCCAAGACGACGCGACCGAAGCCGGCGAAGAAGCUCCAUUUCUGCUUCUGCUUCUCGGUACCGCUGGAGGAAAUCCCUGAGAAUCGCCCCCCAAGACCACAACCGCGGCCGAUGCAGCGAACGUCGAUCCCGGUACCGGCUUCAAGACGGAGCUCGAUGCCACAGGCCACCUCCAAACCCCCUCGUCAGCGCGUAGAUGGAUCAACGGCAUCGUCAGGGAGAAACUCGCACCAACCCAAAAAGUCCUCUCAAACUGGGCAGGUCAAAGAUUUGAUCCCGGACUCGCUGGAUACGCCCACCGCCUCGGCCUUGAUGACAGAGGUCGCGCGGCCCUUUCUCAACUCGGAAGAACCAGGCUUCAUAUACAUGUUCUGGCUUACACCCGUGUCCGACUCUGCUCCGCCCGUGGACGCAGCACGGUCUCUCCUCGCACCACCUUCGCCCGCGGGUGGCACCCGUUCACGACGACCCAGCGAUGUCGUGUCCCGGUUCGCCAACCAGAGCAGCGCCACCAAGGACAAGGCCAUGGUGCUCAAGAUCGGCCGCGCGGCCAACGUCCAGCGACGCAUGAACCAGUGGCAGCGCCAGUGCGGCUACGAUAUUGAGAUGCUGCGUUACUAUCCGUACCUGCCAGGCGCCAGCGAGUCGUCCGGCGUCGUUCCUCACAUGACGCCCCACUGUCACCGCGUCGAGCGCCUGGUUCAUAUCGAGCUUGCGGGGAUGGGGUUGCGGGCGAACAAGGACAACUGUGAGGCCUGUGGAAGAGACCAUCGUGAGUGGUUUGAAGUCGAAGCGACCCGGGAUGGUGUCCGGAAGGUGGACGAGGUGAUACGACGGUGGGUGGAGUGGGACGAAGCAAAUUCUUCCUAACAGAGUAGCUUGCUCACCACCAUGAAUGCCAAUCACGGAGCAUUUAUGUUAUGAUCUUAGAUGAAUACCAGAGCAUGAAUAAUGAGGCCUAGCUCAGCUUUAGCAGUUAUCAGAAUCGUCAAACUUUGCCUCAA
Messenger RNA from Ilyonectria robusta, 1589 nucleotides. Its product is annotated as meiotically up-regulated gene 113-domain-containing protein. The coding region runs from base 193 to 1455 and encodes 420 amino acids. NCBI's taxonomy places the organism in Eukaryota, Fungi, Ascomycota, Sordariomycetes, Hypocreales, Nectriaceae. The transcript has a single exon. The record is from RefSeq and is a predicted model, not a curated record.